This is a messenger RNA of Labrus mixtus (cuckoo wrasse), 1833 nucleotides long. RefSeq names its product G-rich RNA sequence binding factor 1 (gene grsf1). The record is from RefSeq and is a predicted model, not a curated record. Gene Ontology annotation, biological process: regulation of RNA splicing. Bases 180 to 1367 code for a protein of 395 amino acids. The transcript is spliced from 10 exons. Lineage: Eukaryota; Metazoa; Chordata; Actinopteri; Labriformes; Labridae. Gene Ontology annotation, cellular component: nucleoplasm; ribonucleoprotein complex. Gene Ontology annotation, molecular function: RNA binding.
UGACAACAUCCUUUGAGUGCUGCCCUUGACUGACCCACGUGAGGCAAUCUAGCUUCUCAGAAUCUUGCUUAGCCGGUAUAGCUCGCUAAAGUAACUAGCUGAAGUCGGAGAGAUUGGUUCCAACAUCUACUUGUUUCAGUCUUACAUUCUGCUCCACUUAAUUUGACGUCCGGUUAAAAAUGUCUGGCAACAGUAAAUCUGUGCUGUUUUUACUGCAGCGGUGUGUCGCAGUUGGGCAGGUAACGUUGUCAACGGGGAUCAAAACAAGAGCCAGCGUUUUGUCAAGCAAGUUAAUUCAGCAGCGAACAUGGACAUCAAAAGCCCUGACAGUCUGUCUGCAGAGACCGUGUGAGCUCCAGUCUGCAGUGAAAACCAGCCAGUACAGCUUCUGUACCAAGGCAGGAACAUCUUGUGAAGGUGAAUACCCUCCACUGCCGGCCUACCAGACUGAUCCAGAACCAGAGAAGAAGGAAGUGUUCAUUGUGCAGGUUAAAGGCUUACCUUGGUCGUGCUCGGUUCAGGACCUUCUGCAGUUCUUCUCAGAGUGUCGGAUCCGUGAUGGUGAGAAGGGAAUUCAUCUCACUCUGGACCGGAUGGGGAGGCCGUCAGGUCGAGCCUUCUUGGAGCUGGAGCACGAGGAGGAUGUCAGCAAAGCUCUGGAGAAGCACCGGCAGUACCUCGGUCCACGCUAUGUUGAAGUGUAUGAAGUGUCCAACUGUGAUGCAGAAGAGAUCCUGAAGAAUGCCAUCCAGACUCCAGCUGAGGACGGGGUGGUCCGGCUCAGGGGUCUUCCUUUCAGCUGCACUGAGGCAGACGUGGCACAGUUCUUCUCAGGUUUAGAUAUCGUGCAGAACGGAAUCACCUUGGUGAAAAAUAUGAAAGGGAAGAAUUCUGGAGAGGGCUACGUGCAGUUUUCCUCUCAAGAAGCGGCCAAUAAAGCCCUACAGAGAGACCGAGAGGUCAUCGGGAACAGAUACAUUGAGGUGUUCCCCAGCAAACAUGCAGAGAUUCGUACUGAAUGGCAAAGGAGGUCGAUUUCAUCCUCUCCUCAGACCAGCCAUCAAAUAGACCAGGCCAACCCUAGAACUGGACUCCGUCAGAGCUCGGCCCCCCCAGUUCAUUUCAUCCACGUGAGAGGACUUCCCUUCCAGGUUUCCGGAGAAGACAUUGUAGAGUUUUUCUCUCCCCUGAAGGUCUCAAAGAUCCUGAUCGAAUGUAGUCCAGAGGGGAGGCCGAGCGGAGAGGCUGACAUUUUCUUCAGCUGCCACCAGGACGCCACCACUGCCAUGACCAAAGACAGGCAGCACAUAGGAGAAAGAUACAUCGAGUUAUUCCUGAACUCUGCUCCAGACUCUAAUGGAAGGUGAAUGUCGACACAAAGAUGCCAAACACAUAAAUUGGACUCUUGUAUUUAUUCAUCGGCCUGACAUGUACAUCGAACAACAAUAAAUUACCUGGAUGUUAAGACAAACUCUGCUGUCACUGACUGCCCUACAAGAGGGGGUUAUUUAGGGUUUCUACAAAUAUAUAAUAUGAUAGAAUAUAUGAAAAGUUUCUCCACUGAAUCAUUUUGUACAUAUCACUGUUAUCAUUUAACACACUCUGCUGGACAAACUGUUUUUAUAUCCCCCCAAGAAUUUUGUUAUGCAUUACAUUUUCUAUAGAAAGUCUUGUAUUGGCAUAUAGUGUCAAAAUAUGUACUUUCAUAUUCAUGGGUGGAUAAUAUUGGCUGGUGCUUAGGUUUAUUUUGGGGCUUUUGCCUUUAUUUGAUAGGACAGUGGAUAGAGAAGGAAACCAAGGAGAGAGAGUGGGGAAUGACAUGCAGGAAAGGAG